AUUUAGAAUACUAAUUUUAUGCAAAAAAAAAAAUCUUGUGCAUCUCUAAUAAAGGUUUUGAACCGACUCACAGCCGACUUCCGUUUUUCCAAGCUUCGCCUUGGACACGCCGAGUGCAAGCCGAGGCUCGACCUAACGUAACCCCUCGGCCGAGGCAGCCCGAUUGAUUAAAGAAGCUGCGAGAGUGGCUGUGAAAUUAAUUACAAUCACGAUUAAUAUUUGGUGACGUUUUUCAUCAGCGUAUGUCACCUCGUGGCAUACGGCUUUCGUCCAAUUAUUAUUAUCAUUUUUUUUUGGCUGUUUUUUUUCCUCUUCUCUCGCCAACUGCAUUGUCAGGUGAUUGUUUGGCGGGAGGGAAAGCCUCUGCAGUGUGCGCAGGCGUGUGCGUGCCUGCCUCUUAAAGGACCCGAGCCGAUCCGUCGCCACUUGCGCCGGCAUCCCUCCUUUUGUCCGUGCACGUCCCUCAUCCUUCGCGUCAAAGCCAGCCGCCUUUGCGCACGUGUUGCCAAAAUAGGAACCCCCACACUCCCUUUUGUUUUUCUCCGCCCCCCUCCCCCCCACCUCUCUUCUCAGCUAGACCUGAACUGAGGAAGGGGAAACGCUAGUGCCGGUUCAGGGUCUCCCAUCAUGGCCGCGGCGAUGCAGGACUUUCAGAGGUCAGAGUCGGAACGGCUGAACGAAGUCAAAGGACACUUGGAAAUUGCCUUACUGGAGAAACACUUUCUACAGGAAGAGCUGAGGAAGCUGCGAGAGGAGACCAAUGUGGACUCCCUUCGGCAGGAGCUGGAGAGGGAGCGCAGCAAGCGGCUGGACCUGGAGCAGAAGAUGGGCGACGUGCUCAAGUCCAGGCUAGAGGAUUCUCCGCCGCAACCUCCUAGAAAACAACAGUCGCCCUCUAAUAAUGGAACAGCGGACAAGCAGCAGCAGAAGGAGGUGUGGCGCUCGCGGCUGCAAAAGUGGUUGCACGAGCGCUUCGGCGUCUACGUGGAAGACUUCCGCUUCCAGCCCGAGGAGAGCGCGGUGGAGGCCGAGGAACCGCUAAGUGCUAAAAGGUUGACGGAAAACAUGCGGCGACUCAAGCGAGGAGCUCGGCCUGUCACCAACUUCUUGAGGAACCUCUCCGCCUUAUCCAGUUGGCACUCCGUCUACACCUCAGCUAUUGCCUUCAUUAUCUACAUGAAUGCUGCUUGGCAUGGCUGGGCCUUCCCCAUGUUCCUCUUCCUGGCCAUCUUGCGCCUGUCCUUAAAUUACCUCAUAGCGAGAGGUUGGAGGAUCCAGUGGAGCAUUGUGCCUGAGGUCUCUGAGCCCAUGGAGCCUCCAAAGGAAGACCUGACUGUGUCUGAGAAGUUUCAGCUCGUCCUUGACGUUGCCCAAAAAGCACAGAACCUUUUUGGUAAGAUGGCGGAUGUUUUAGAGAAGAUAAAAAACCUCUUCAUGUGGGUGCAACCGGAGAGCACCCGUAAACUGUACAUCUGCCUGUGGGUGGCUUUCAUCACCUCCUGCGUGCUGCCGUACAAGCUCAUGGGCUUCAUGAUCGGCCUGUACGCCGGCGUCAAAUUCUUCAUCAUCGACUUCCUGUUCAAGAGCUGCCCCAAGCUGCGCGACAAGUACGACACGCCGUACAUCGUGUGGAACAGUCUCCCCACCGACCCCCAGCUCAAGGAGAGGACCAACGCCACCGUGUCUCGCCGGCUUUCUGCCGUAGAGAAGGUGCAGCCUGUGGCUUCCCGAGGGAGCCUGGCCGCGGCGCCGUGCGGCGUAAACCGCGAGGACGAGGCCGGUCGCUCCCACAGCACCAAGAAGGGGGCCUUCCACGAGAUCUUCAACCUGCCGGAGUCAGAGCGCCCUCUGGCAGUGUGUGAGAACGGCUGGAGGUGUUGCCUGAUAAACCGUGACCGGAAAAUGCCCACUGACUACAUCAGAAACGGGAUGCUUUACGUCACCGAGAAUUAUUUGUGCUUUGAGAGCUCCAGUUCCAGGUCAGGCUCCUCCAAGAAGAAUAAAGUCAUCAAGCUGGUGGACAUUACUGACAUACAAAAGUACAAAGUGCUCUCUGUCCUACCGGGAAGUGGAAUGGGCAUCUCAAUAGCAACUCCUUCCACCCAGAAGCCGCUGGUGUUCGGCGCCAUGAUCCACAGAGACGAGGCCUUCGAGGCCAUCUUCACGCAGUACACCAAGGUGGUGACCACCAGCAAGCCGCAGGCAGCCGCCACCUCUGCCGAAAUUUAGACGCCCGUCCCUCGAAGCUGCAGGCGCCGUCCCACUUCUUCCUGGACAUGUUUUUUUUUUUUUUUUUAAUGAACAGAAUACUGAGGAGGGAGGCUGGUCCUCCCUGCUCAACUAACUGCUUCACUCUGUUGUUCCUCUUGUGUGCGCAUUGCAUGUGUGACAAAAUAGUCUUUUUUUUCUCCUUUUUUUAAAAUGUGCAUUUUUUUUAAAAUCCUCUUCCAGGGAUGUGAUUCCUCACUAUCAUAACUGGAGCUUUAAGAAAAUUGUCAACUGACCAUGUUUUAAGCGUCACAUAAAAAAGCCUUUUGUGUUAGUUUACAGUUGGUCGGUUGCUUUGCUUUGGUGUUUUGGCGUAAUUGUGAAAUACCGUCUUUUUCUUUUUUUUUUUUUCGGUCCAGAUAUGCCUUUUAAUUACCCGUUUGGACUGAUGACUGACUCAACUCAAGCGAGAACAAUUUGCAUUUCAGCACAACGUGGUACAAAAUAGGCUUCUAUUCCAUGACUGCUCUUCUCUCCCUGCACUUUAUUAUUAUGGUCAUUCAACUGGACCCUUUGCAGAAAUACGUUAAUUAAUAAUCACUUCCGGUCGGGUGAUUAAAAACAAACAGUGCUUUUGUGUAUGAGUAAAGCUGGACUUAACUCCUUCGAUGUGUCGAAAGGUACUGCCAAACUCACG
Hippocampus zosterae (dwarf seahorse) is the source of this 2905-nucleotide messenger RNA. RefSeq names its product GRAM domain containing 4a (gene gramd4a). The record is from RefSeq and is a predicted model, not a curated record. Bases 628 to 2229 code for a protein of 533 amino acids. Gene Ontology annotation, biological process: negative regulation of toll-like receptor 9 signaling pathway; apoptotic process. The transcript is spliced from 19 exons. Lineage: Eukaryota; Metazoa; Chordata; Actinopteri; Syngnathiformes; Syngnathidae.